This is a messenger RNA of Momordica charantia (bitter melon), 1124 nucleotides long. Its product is annotated as putative GPI-anchored protein At3g06035. The record is from RefSeq and is a predicted model, not a curated record. NCBI's taxonomy places the organism in Eukaryota, Viridiplantae, Streptophyta, Magnoliopsida, Cucurbitales, Cucurbitaceae.
UGGGACCUCCGCGGUGGACAGGGCUUCCAGUUCCGUCCAUGAAAGCCACUGCCAAACCCAGUCGUUGGAGGUUCACUGGUCCCAGUGAUGCAGCAACCAUUGAAGUUGCUUCUCAUCUACUCCAUCAAAAAAGCCUCAUCUAGCCAUAACUAUUUCUGAGACCUACAAAUUUCCUUCGUUUCUUUGUACUCCUGUUCCUUGCCAUUUCCAGAGGACCCAUCUUCUUCCCUUUUCUGCUUCGGCAACAAUGGCGAACUCACGCCUCUGUUUUCUUCUUCCUCUGCUCCUCGCCUGCGUCUUCGUCUCGAAUCGCCCAGCCAAAUGUGACGAUGAGGAUGAUCUUCAUAGAGGUAUCAACAGUUAUCGUGCGAUCUUGAACUUGACAGCGCUGACGGAGAACGACAAUGCGGAUUGCCUUGCUGAAGAAAUCGCUGACAAAUUAAAGCAUCAACCUUGUACAAACACCACAGGUUCCAACGCAGUAGCCGGAACUGAACCUCAAUUCCCCGACUUUCCAAACCUGUUAGCCAAAUGCCAUUUGAACAUCUCCAACACAAGGGAUGGAGCAAUAAUGCCUGCUUGUGUUCCAAACCGUGUACCUGAUCUCGUUCUCGCUAACUUCACGAAAUCUCAGUACUCGGGGAACCUUAAUGAUACCAAGUACACGGGAAUCGGCAUUGGUACUGAAGAUGACUGGGUUGUUGUUAUUCUUACCACCAGCACACCAGAAGGAAGUUAUGUGACAGCGGCAAAGAACACGGCCACUCUGGUUUCUAAGAUUGGUUUGUUCUCCCAGUUGCUGUUCUUGAUGCUGUCUUUUGUCUCACUGUUGUAGACCAGGAGAGGAUUUCUUUGCCUUGGUUUGCUUGGAUCUUAAUACUUUUAUUGACCUGAUUUUCGAUACGAGACAAUUCAAACUAUACUAUCGUAUUCGUAUUUUGUACGUUUGAAGUAAUUCUCCCACUAGUCGAUAUGUAUGAAAAUUUUCCUCGUUCUCUUUUACUAAAGGAUGUGAAAGUGAAUGAAAGAAAGAACUUCGAUGUUGAAGAAGUAAUUUAAUUUAUGUAUAUUGUUCGUCAAGCAGGUGGCUUCUUGACUGAAGAAACAGAGUGCAAUUAUGCUUG